GUUAGCUUCCCCCUGUCCCUCGUCGUGUCAGUUGUUUGUUUGUCAUCUAAUGCAGAGGUGUUAGUGCGCUUCCUGCAGUCUGUCGCUUGCCAACUGACAGCUUUGACUGCUUCAAUCACUCGGGGGACCAUCUCGACUAGAGACGCGCAUGCAUGCAUGAUCUCACAGGGUCCAAAUUAACUCCCGGCACGUUGGAUUGAUCCAGCAGCUGUGACCAGAAACAGAGCCCUUGGCAGCAUUGCACGAGCACCAUCGCGAUCUUGUUGAGCCGUUGUCGGUAUUAUCAUUGUGGUAUUCUGAUCGCUUUAUCAUCUCACUCAACGAUAUCAUCCCGCCUGGGUUAGAAGGCUAGGAUUAUCAUUGUCGUCACUUUCUAUGCACCAUGAUUAGGAGGGGUAGGACAGAAGGAUGGCUCAAGCAACCAAUUGAUACAUUGCCAAGAUGGGCGAUUUUCCAUGGAGUCGCAUUCAACGGCGUCAAGAUAGGUCCGUUGCCGGGGUUUGAAGAGAGAGGGUCGACUGUAAUAGCCGAUCAUGACCUUGAAGGAGGCAAGGUUGAACCUCUCCUGACCAUACCGAAGGAAUUGAUCAUUUCUCGUCAGAACAUUGAGCUGCUUGCCAAGGCAGACCGUCAUCUACGAGAGCUCCUCGAGGCUAUCGGAGACUUUGGAAGGACGACAAGAGGCGCAGUACUCACCUUCCUACUUCUACAAGCAACCAUCUGCUGCCCAGAGACGCAUGAUGUUGGGGUCCUGAAUCCUCUCACGGAGUACAUCAAGUUUCUCCCAGACGAGCUUCUACCCACAUUCUGGACUGAGGAGGAGCAAGACCUUCUAACAGGGACAACGCUGAAGCCCGCAGUGCGUGCCAAGCUGAACAGUCUAUUGCGCGAAUUCGAGACAUUGCGAACUGCCACUGAGUCCAUCGAAUGGUGCGCCAAGUACUGGUGGGAUGAAGACACUGGCAUGGUGACGUUCGAAGACUGGAUGCGCAUUGAUGCUAUGUACCGAUCGAGAGCACUAGAGUUUCCUGGGGCUGGCGACUGUAUGAUGCCUUGCGUUGACAUGGCGAACCAUGCAUCAGGAGAUGCGACAGCAGCUCUCUACGAGACUGAUGAUGAUGGAAACGGACUAUUGUUACUUCGAGAGGGCAAAAAGAUAGCUCCAGGCGGUGAGAUUACCAUCACAUAUGGCGAUGAGAAAGGUGCAUGCGAGAACAUCUUCUCAUAUGGCUUUCUUGAAGAUACAGUGGCCUCUGCCAAGGUCAUGUUUCUCGACCUCGACAUCCCAAGCGACGACCCACUGCGACCAGCCAAAAUAUAUGUAUCUACAGUAGCACCGGGCUUCCGCAUCUUCGAGAAAGACGGCCACGUAGACUGGGAAAGCGACUUCAUCUGGCUCGUCGUGAUCAACGAAGAAGAUGGUCUGGACUUCAAAGUCAGACAGACGAUUGACGGAAAACGAGAAAUUCAAGCCUUCUGGAAAGAGCGGGAAUUGGAUACUACCAAGUUGCGGGAAUAUCUGCAAGAAGACCCAGCAUGGGAUGUCUUCCAGCUGCGCGCCACAGUUCUCUUACAACAGAGAGUCGAGACGCAGAUAGACACCCUCCAGGAGAUGCAAGGCGCUAAGCGCGAGUUUUCGAUCCGGGAUGUGCCCUGGAUACUUGCGGAACGACUUCGAAAACUGGAACUUGAGCUGCUUGUGAGCGCUGUAUCCACUCUUGAACAUCAGAAAUCGAGCCUUGUGGAAUCAGAGGCUGUCCAGCGGUAUCUGGGCUUGGCUGGAGGAGACGAAGAGGUCGACUUCUCCUGAAGGUCAAAAGACCCCACAUUGAUGUAUCUUACUCAGGUGCGGGCCCCAUCUUCAAGUUGUGGCGGUCGUAGACGAAGUCAUAUACUGUGCGGCAAAUGCAAUUUAUUAUGCUCCCAC
This is a messenger RNA of Cucurbitaria berberidis CBS 394.84, 1927 nucleotides long. Its product is annotated as SET domain-containing protein. Gene Ontology annotation, molecular function: protein-lysine N-methyltransferase activity; protein binding. NCBI's taxonomy places the organism in Eukaryota, Fungi, Ascomycota, Dothideomycetes, Pleosporales, Cucurbitariaceae. Bases 383 to 1810 code for a protein of 475 amino acids. Gene Ontology annotation, cellular component: nucleus. The record is from RefSeq and is a predicted model, not a curated record. The transcript is spliced from 4 exons. Gene Ontology annotation, biological process: peptidyl-lysine monomethylation.